AUGUCAGGCCAUGUCGCGAUUGACUCACGCAUGCCCUCGUCACCUUUUGGAUCUGCCAACUCCAAACAUGCGUCAGUUUAUGCGCCAGACUCUAUCGCCGUCUGGCAUUCCUCUCCUUCCAAGCCCGUUACAGCCCCACCAAACAAUUACGACUUUGACGUAGAGGAACUGUCAGAUAACGAUGUCGAUUACCCUCCUGGUGCCCAAGUCUUGUAUCCUUACGAGCUGGAAGAGGCCGACACUCCGUCUGCAGACUACGGUCAUGUCAAUUCACCAUCAGAUAUAGGCGAAAGAGACAACGAGGAGGAUACCCAGGAUUCUGACUCUACUACCUUUGCUCGUCGUACGCGCUUGAAACCAGCGUCCCGACCUUACGCCUUCACUCCUCUGUCACCCGCCCAGAAAAACUCUCGCAAGCGAUUGCGAUCAGAGGCUAUAGAUACCGACACCGACUCAGAUGGCCUUGACAGUUCCUAUGCACGAUCCGAGCCUCCAAGAUUGCGCCGACGUACACAAGGACCCGACAGCACACCCAUGGUUGGCACUCCUCCAGACAUGAACGGUGCAUUCGUCCCACAAGCAACUACCACUGGCCUGUCUGUCGACCAAAUGGAUGUUGACGAACAAGCCACCUAG
Aureobasidium musti is the source of this 636-nucleotide messenger RNA. The record is from the annotation of a GenBank genome assembly. Lineage: Eukaryota; Fungi; Ascomycota; Dothideomycetes; Dothideales; Saccotheciaceae.